Messenger RNA from Lucilia sericata (common green bottle fly), 2102 nucleotides. RefSeq names its product plexin domain-containing protein 2-like. The transcript has 9 exons. The record is from RefSeq and is a predicted model, not a curated record. Lineage: Eukaryota; Metazoa; Arthropoda; Insecta; Diptera; Calliphoridae. The coding region runs from base 46 to 1881 and encodes 611 amino acids.
AGUAUUUUUUUCUCAAAUUUUACUUCGUUCUUCAGUUUAUCAAAAAUGGCGAAAGUCGGUGCUCGUUCAAUCGGAAUUUUAACAAUUUUUCUAAUUAUUUACAAUAUAAAUCUAUGUGCAACAAAUCCACAAUAUGAAAACGACAAAAAGACUCAAUAUGAAAGUGUUCAAAACACACCAAGUCCAACCAUAGCAACAGCCUCAGCACAACUCAAUGCCACUGCAUCUGGUUCAGCGGCCACACCCGUUGUUGUGCCCUACAGUAAUCGACCCCUUUUGGGUGUCAAUGGUACGGGACAACGUAAAGAUAUGACCGAUAAAGCCACAAAAGUCGCAAGUACUACCGUACAACCAGAAACGAUAAAAGCCAAUAAUGAUGACGGUAGCAGUAGUAGUGAUGCAAAGAAAAAUCUUAAUCAAUAUCCUAAAAAAGCUUUAGGUUCAACGUUGGGAGCUUCGGCAACAUUAACAAAAACAGGAGCAACAGUUGCAGCUGGAGCUGCAGUAGGUGGUGGUACAGUUGCGGCAACAGUGGCAGCUGGUGUACAGAAAGAGGAGGAAACUGAGGAAGAGAAAAUUAUCGAUACCAUAGAUGUGCCCGAGAAUGAGACAUUAGAUGCUUUGAAACAUAAUAAUUUAACGGUGAAUCAAACUGAGGAUCAUCAUCAUUACUAUAAUAGUACAAUUGUUGUGGACAAAGAAAAAGCUGAUACAUACUGGAAUGAAAUUAAAAAUAUGUCCCCUAACUGGAUGUUAUCACAAUCACAUCGUAGAGCUAUGACUGUUGUUUUGAGUUUCGAUUUUCCCUUCUAUGGUCAUCCUGUAAGAAAUGUUACCGUGGCCACUGGUGGCUUUAUUUACACUGGCGAUUAUGUACACUCUUGGUUAGCGGCAACACAAUAUAUAGCUCCACUUAUGGCCAAUUUCGAUACCAGUCUAUCAAAUGAUUCAUAUGUGCGUCUAAAUGAUACCGGUUCCAGUUUUACAGUCAUUUGGGAAAAUGUUAAUCUACAAGAUAAACCAGAAGUGGGCAAAUUCACUUUUAGUGCCACAUUGCAUAAAAAUGGUGAUAUUGUUUUUACUUAUUUCUCAGUGCCGAUUUUUGUUAAUGCCAUACAAGAUGACAAACAUCCUGUCAAGGUUGGUCUCUCCGAUGCCUAUAUUAUUGACAAAGUUGUCUACUUCGCUCGUAGAAAAACAAUUUAUGAAUAUCAUAGAGUUAAUUUUGCCAAUGCCGAGAUUACAAAUUCCACAAUCAUCACUUUGAAAGCUUUACCCACUUGUCUUGAAUAUACCGAUUGUGCCUCAUGUGUAAAUCAUGUCACUGCAUUUAAUUGUACAUGGUGUCCAAACUUAAACAGAUGUUCCACCGGUACAGAUCGCAAAAAACAAGAUUGGCUAGCCCGUGGCUGUGAUCGCAACUUUGUAACCGAAGAAACCUUCUGUCCUGCCAUCGGUCAAAAGGGUAAUAAUGCCAAUCAAAAUGAUAAUACAACAUCUACAACAGUUGUAGAUGGUAACACCACUAACAAUAGUAAUCACAAAGAUGAUUCAUUACAUCCCUUUAAACCCUAUAAUCCUACAGGUUUAGAAACAUCCUCAACCUCAACGGAGACACCAUUGGAGAAAUCCAAUACAGAUUUUCAUACUGGUACACAAAUGAAAUCAAUGGUUGAUGAAUCGGCCGAACGUAAAAGUAUGGGCGUAACAUUGGGUGUAUUCGUGCCCAUAUGUUUGUUGUCGUGUGCCUUGCUAUGGAUACUUUAUGCCUAUAGAAAUCCUCAUACAAGAAGUGGUCAACUUCUUAUACAGUAUCGUCCCAGUCAGUGGUCUUGGAGGCGUGGCGAAGCUCGUUAUACAGCCGCAACGAUACACAUGUAGAAAAUUGUAUAAUUUUAAUUUUAAAGAAACUUUCUUCGCCUUUGACUUUUUUUAACUUGUUACCAAACCUCUAUAAUUUGUGUGUAUUUUUUAUUAUUUGUAAAAUCUUUUAUAAAUUCUUUACACUCCUAAGAUUUCAAAAACAUCGACAUAAUCUGUCUAUAUCUUUUACUCUAUUAUUACUAUUGUGUUAAAACUUUUUAAAUUUAUAAAAAAAAAAA